Molecule: messenger RNA, 1471 nt
Organism: Vitis vinifera (wine grape)
Lineage: Eukaryota; Viridiplantae; Streptophyta; Magnoliopsida; Vitales; Vitaceae
Product: classical arabinogalactan protein 9
Exons: 1
Coding region: 614-1207 (197 amino acids)
Source: RefSeq, a predicted model, not a curated record
UUGUAAAGAAAAUGUGUUUGAAUUUAGAUAAAAUAUGGAUGAAGAAGAAGUUGAAAGUAAGAUUUGGGACCAUCGAUAAUUUUAGCUGGAAAUAAUGGGACCCAAAUGAUCCUACAUGGAGUGAGGCAUUGAGGCAAGUUUUCUCUCUUUCUCUCAUUUUCUCGCCACUUUGUCUCUCCUAAUGAGAGGUAUUCACACUCUUUGCUGGCGAUCCAUGACCCAAUUUAGGUAACCGUUGAAUCCAGCGGAGACUUUCUCCUCUAUCUAAUCCAAGAUCAGAUUUUCAGCCCCCAAAUUCACGCCCCAUUUCCGCCACCCAGAGAACCCUAGUUCCUAAUCUUUGAAGGUUCAGUGUAUCUGGAUUUUGAAGAGGAAAUCGAGAAUCUGGGGCGGUGCCCAUUUGACCCAUUUGGUUAAUUGUUGGCUGGAGGCAGAAAUCUCGAAGACCCAGAUCGGGGAAUGAUCAUGAUUAUGAAACCCUAGAGUGUUUGUUUUUCUGGAAUUUGCAGAGGGAAGAAAGAGUUUUGGGCUGAAUCCAGAUGAGAAAAGGAUUAGAGGGCCUAACCUUAACCCCUCAUUGAUUGUAAAAGUGUGAAUCUUGGAUUGUUGUUUUAUGGAACAGCCGUUUUCUACAUUGUUGUUUGUAAUUCUAGGGUUUGGUUUCUGUAUUUAUGCUGUUCUCGUUGAUGCUCAGUCAAAAGUUGAAUCGAAACCCAAUACAACACCCCCUCCGCCCUCUCCGCCACCUCCGCCGGCAGUUCCACCACCUCCUACACCGUUGUCACCACCACCUCCGCCGCCAUCGCCAUCUCCUCCUCCGCCGCCAUCGCCAUCUCCUCCUCCACCGCCAUCACCUUCUCCGCCGCCAUCACCUCCUCCUCCUUCACCACCGCCGCCGCCACAACGACCACGACCACUAACACCACCAACGCCGCCGACCCCUAAUCAUCACUCUAGCAAGAAGAAUUCGACUAGUCAUUCAAAAAAUGCAGCUACAGAUCCUACAUCCAACGUCAAUCCGAAUCGAAUGAACAAUGACACUGCAGAGCAUCAUCAUGACCAAAAAAUCAAUCUGGGGAAGACGAUUGGGCUGUUGUUUGUCGGCAUUGCAGGGAUUUUGCAAAUUUGUGUAGUGGGGUUCUUGACUUUCAAGAGAAGACAGCUUCUAAAGCUCAAGGACAGAUAUGAAACUUGUUCUUCUUCUUAAUUAAUUUUUAUAAUUUUAAUUUUCUGUAUCUCAUUUCUCAUUGAUUCUUUUGAGCUGAGAUUCUUUGGUGGGCGGAUGAAUACGAAUGGAAUCGGUGAUUGGUUGAUUGUAGCAUUGGUUUCUUUUCAGUUUCACUGUAAAUGAGUAAAUGUUGAUUGGCAUUUUCUUUUCUCAUUCUCCCAGAAUUUUCUACUCGUUUCUCUUUGUUUUGUUUACAUAAUUUGUAAUUCAAAGCAGAAGAACUUUCUUUUCCCUAUUGAGACA